AUGCAGGACAGUCGAAAAACGUCUCCGCGUUUGGGUGAUUCCACAUUAUAGGGUAAUCAAGAUUACAAAGCUUCGUGGAUGAGUAAACAUUCUAAACUCCAGACUAGACAACAUUGUGCAGCACGCCUAACUCAUUGCGAGAGAAGAAGUGCGAACUCUGAAGAGCCAAUGACCAAUUGAUGAUUUGUCGGUUCCGGAGUCCCGAUAUUGGUAACCAUACUGCAAAAUGGCGUCCCUCCACCGCUCAAUGACGAUGCGCUCAACCAUAAAACCACCAUAUAUGUCUUUCUCCUUUCGUUCUACUCUAUCUUGUAGAUCACAGCUUUCUCAAGACUUCAAUUACCCACUCAGGUCUGCUUCCAUAAUUCCUAAACGCAGCUACUCAAUGGCUCGACCGACUGGCCUCAUCGCCUCCAAGGGCAUUGAGCUCCUCAGCUGGGGUACACCCAACGGCGUCAAAGCCCAUAUCCUUCUUGAAGAGCUCCGCGACGCAUAUGGAUUAGACUACACCAUACAAAGCAUCGACAUUGGACUCAAUGUUCAAAAGGAGCCUUGGUUCACUGCCAUCAACCCCAAUGGCCGUAUCCCUGUUCUUGUUGACCAUGACAACAAUGAUCUCGCUGUCUUCGAAGGCAAUGCGAUACUAAGCUAUUUGACAAGGAAAUACGAUUCAGAGAAUAAGUUAUCAUUCAAGAUUGACGACGAUGACUAUACUCGUGCCGAGUCGUGGGUUGGUUGGCAGCAUGGUGGAAUUGGGCCUAUGGAAGGACAAGCGUUCCAUUUCAUUGGUGUCAAGCCAGAAAUCCCAUACGCUAUACAGCGUUACGUCGGCGAGACAGAGCGUCUCUUUGGGGUCCUUGAUAAGCGUCUCUCAGAUCGAGACUACAUCGUUGGGCCCGGUAAAGGUCGCUACUCCAUCGCAGAUAUCGCCCUGAUCGGCUGGGCAGAUCGCCUGCCAGGCACAACAAUUUCGUAUGAUCAGUUCCCGAAUGUUAAAGCAUGGCUUGCUCGUAUACUUGAGAGACCUGCUGUGAAGCGGGGCUUGUUACUUCCGAGUGGUAAAGACAAACCGACAGGAUUGGAUCCUGUGGAUGAAGAGACGAUGAGGAAACGUGCAGAGCUUAAGGAGGUUGUUGACAAGGCUAAGGAGCAAUUUGGAUACAAGUAUUCCUCGCCGUAAAUGGAUGCUAUCUCAGGGUACGGGAGAGUUAUGCGAAGGAGCCGUUGCAUUUUGAGAGGCAGGUAUCCAAGAGCAUGUAGUCCGUAAUCAAAUAAUAUAGAUUUCCAAAUGCAGUGUCGCAAUAAGUUGGCGUAAAGUUGAGCCAACUCAUUCGUU
Molecule: messenger RNA, 1336 nt
Organism: Fusarium odoratissimum NRRL 54006
Lineage: Eukaryota; Fungi; Ascomycota; Sordariomycetes; Hypocreales; Nectriaceae
Exons: 2
Coding region: 227-1180 (317 amino acids)
Source: RefSeq, a predicted model, not a curated record